Molecule: messenger RNA, 2236 nt
Organism: Tarenaya hassleriana
Lineage: Eukaryota; Viridiplantae; Streptophyta; Magnoliopsida; Brassicales; Cleomaceae
Product: two-component response regulator ARR11-like
Exons: 5
Coding region: 464-2149 (561 amino acids)
Biological process (GO): cytokinin-activated signaling pathway; phosphorelay signal transduction system
Molecular function (GO): DNA binding; DNA-binding transcription factor activity
Source: RefSeq, a predicted model, not a curated record
UCAACACUUUUUCUCCGGCAAAGUAAAGACGUACUAAAAAUCCUGAAUUCCCUCAUGCAAGUUACAAAAAAAAAAUGGAAAACGGAAACAAGAUUUAAAUUUCGUCAACAGAAAUUAUAAUUAAGCCUAAACAACGAAAAAAUAGGAUUAAAAAAAGAAAUGAAAAAGGAAAGGAACAAAAAGGGGAGGGGAGAAAAAAAAAUAUGAAGAGUAUUGAUGGGGAGGGAAAGCUAGCGUGCGCCACAGUGACCGUUAUCUAGACGGCGCCAAAUAUUCGCCUAUUUAUUUUUUUUUAUUUGUUUUUUAUUUUUUUGGCCUUAGUUCUCAAUAAAACGCAAACCCACUCCCAUUUCUGCCUUUCCAAAAAAGAACACACACACAGUCAGACACAGAGCCCCACCGGAUUUGUCUUGUCUCUCUGGUUUUCCGGUGAAUCCUGUCGGUCGGAGAAUCUCUAUCGCCGAUGACAAUGGAGAAAUGUUUCUCGCCGGUCGGCCUCCGUGUCCUGGUAGUGGACGACGACCCCACCUGGCUCAAGAUCCUCGAGAAGAUGCUGAAGAAGUGCUCGUAUGAAGUUACUACCUGUGGCUUGGCGAGAGAGGCUCUGAAGCUACUCCGGGAGCGUAAGGACGGGUACGAUAUCGUGAUCAGCGAUGUGAACAUGCCGGACAUGGAUGGGUUCAAGCUUCUUGAGCAUGUCGGGCUCGAGAUGGAUCUUCCUGUUAUAAUGAUGUCGGUGGAUGGAGAGACAAGCCGGGUGAUGAAGGGCGUUCAGCACGGAGCCUGUGACUACCUACUGAAACCGAUAAGGAUGAAGGAGCUGAAGAUCAUAUGGCAACAUGUCCUCAGAAAGAAGCUCCAAGAAUUCAGAGACGUCGAAGGGUAUGAAGGAGCCGAGAGUAUUUGGAUCUCCAGGCAUGGCCUUGAUCAAUCGGAAGAUGCCCAUUUUCUCGGUGGGGAGGAAGUUUCUUUCGGAAGGAAAAGGAAGGACACGGAGAAGAAGCAGCAUCAAGAUGACAGGGACCUGACCGAUCCAUCUUCCACGAAGAAAGCAAGAGUGGUUUGGACAUUUGAGCUUCACCAGAAGUUUGUGCACGCUGUGAAUCAGAUCGGAUGUGAUCACAAAGCCGGUCCGAAGAAAAUUCUGGACCUUAUGAAUGUUCCGUGGCUCACCAGAGAAAAUGUUGCAAGCCACCUGCAGAAAUACAGGCUUUACCUUAGCAGAUUAGAGAAGGAGAAGGGGCAGAAGAAUAUGGAUUCACCCCCUAAAGAUGCAGAAGUAUGUCCAAGCCACCAGAGCCCGAGAAAAAUACAGCCUGCAGAAGUUCAGAAUAGUAGCUACACGUUCUCUGGAGGUAGCCCGGGAGUUCAGACACCAAACCCGAGCGCUACAGAUGUUGAUCAGAAGGGGAUUGCUUCAACCGCAGUGUCUGAAACCAAAAUAAGCAAUAUCCUCAGUCCACAAAAGGCCAAAAAGCCACGUACAGGAUACGAUCCUUCCCUUGCACCAUUUGCAUCAGAAGCUAGUCCAAGUGUGAUGAACUCUUCACUUCCCCAACAGUAUUCUUGGAACGAUGUUCCACAAUUUCUUGAAUCGAAGCCAAUUUCCCUUGGAGGCAGCUUUCUUCCGCAACCAUUGACUGGUCAAAGUUAUUAUGCGGAGAAUCCUGUGCCAUGUCUCAUUGAAACAGAAGUCAAGCCUCCGUUCGAGAUUCCAGUCAGCAGUUGCCUGAACCGAGUAGCUCCUGUGAACGGGGAUGACUUCCUUCUGCAACAAGACAAGAACUCUACAAUGGGCCUUCAUGACUUGUCUGCUCCAUCUUCCAUCUCUGGUACAAUGCUGCAGGAAUCCAAUUGCAGUAUACCAUGUAAUACAGAGUCAAUCCUGAGAAACCUAAACUGGGAUUUCCCAGAACCGCACCCAGCAGCAUCACUGGACAGAGACCUAGGCUUGUUUUGGCUUCAAGGUGACCGCUUUCUCGAGAAUUCUGGAUUGCAAAAUACAGAAUUUACAGACUACAAUGACCCAUCAUUCCUUGCUGCGUACCCACUUCACAUGUAUGAUGCCACGAGGUUUGACAAUGAGCUUCUUCUUCUCCCUGACCAAGAUGAGUACUCCCUUGUAGACCAAGGGCUAUUCAUAGUUUGACCUCACUCCCUUUACUUGUUUAGCUGUAUUGAUGGGGAAUUCAGCCUUAUAAACAAUUUUAAACCAUACCCGAAAUGUGUUGCUUUA